Messenger RNA from Owenia fusiformis, 1251 nucleotides. The record is from the annotation of a GenBank genome assembly. NCBI's taxonomy places the organism in Eukaryota, Metazoa, Annelida, Polychaeta, Sabellida, Oweniidae.
CAGCUCGUAUCGGAUACUUCCGGUUUUUAAAAUCACAAAAAUUUUGGGCGUUCUAUCGCAAUAUAUGCGAUAUUAUAUGGAAUUAGAAUAAACAAUUGGAAAUGAAUUUAAUAUAAAACUCGAUGUAUCUUUGGAAAGGCUCACUUUUUACCAGGAUAUCAUAACUUGACUAUCAACCGAAAUUUAGUGGACCCGAUGAAAAAUGGCGUCUCAACAAAAUUCAACAAAUUCUCCCUUUCCAUCUUCUAGGCCAAUGGGACUACCCCAAGGCAGUAGUAUGCCACCAGGAAUGGCUCAAACAAUGCCAGGUGGACCUCCAAGAGGUGUUCAACAGCCAGGAUUUCCACAACAGCCACCAGCAAGGUUUGGACCACCUCCACACACGGGUAACCUACCAAGACCCCCUCCAGGUGCAAACAUGAACAUGCCUCUCAGUAGGCCACCAGGAGCAGCGCUACCUGGAACAUUUAGUGGGUUGCCUAACCGACCACCAGGAGUAGGUCCACCCCCAACUGUUAAUGGAAUGUCUGGGCCAAUGAUGAAUGGUCCCCCACGAGGACCCUCACCAGGGCAAAACAGGCCACCAUUCUCACAGGCAGGAAACGUUGCACCUCCACCUAUGGUGGGACAACCAUAUCAGAAGCCUACAAUGGCACCACCCCCAGUCAGUCAGCCUCCUAUGCCUGGACCCCCAAUGCCAGGGGCACCUCCUAUGUCUAGACCUCCUGGCCCAGGAGUCCCCCCUAUGUCUGGUCCGCCCCCACCCAUGGGCAGCCAAUCUACAACUGGACCACCCAUGGCAUCACGACCCUCCUCCCUACCACAACCUACUCCAGACAAUGCCAUCUCAAACUCAGGAGGUGCAGAUUCACUCCCCGUCCCUUUUCAUGGCCAAGGCCAAUACUCCCACACAGUGCACAAUGCCCCCACCCCCACCCCACUCUCACAGGUUCCAGGAUCAGGACCCCCCUCUGCUAACUCCUCACGAGUCCCCUCCCCUCUGCCUGGUACCAACUAUGACGCUAUGGAGGGACAAUUUACACCACAAAAUACCCCAGCAAACUUUCCUCCUGGUCAAUCUCCACCUCAACAACCAGUGCCCCCUAUAAAUCAAAGCGGAGCAACACCACCAGGGGCAACUAGUGGUGGCAUAGCAGGCAAAAGAGUUUAUCCACAAAUGCAACAAGGAUAUAAUCAACCGCCAACCCAAACACAACAACCAGGUUUUAACCAGCAACAGCCAGGUUUUAA